GGGGAUUCCGUAGUCUCGACAGUUGUUAGGCUAACAGUGUUAGCUAAGUGACAGGUAACAGCCAUUUAUGUCCGGGAACAAUUGAAGAAAUUAGUAGAAUAAAGACACUAAUUAUUUUUUGUUUUAUAUCUAUGCUGUAGCUAAAUUUAUGUUGCACGCUGAAGAUAAUUUCGUGUAAUAUAGCUCAGCUAGCAGCCUAGUGUGCGGUAGGUAACGGUAGCUAGUUAGUUAGCUAGCUAGCCAACGACAACGUCAUAAGAAGAACAUCUAAAACAAACGCGGUGGCCAGUUGAUAAAAGGUGCCGCUGCUGUCAGUGUUUGUGAAUUAAACCACCAGCAGUGCCAGAAUGAAUGUUGCUAAAAGUGGUUAUCGCGUCUUUUCGGCCAACUCCUCCGUAGCAUGCACAGAAUUGGCCAAGAAGAUAACAGAGCGGCUGGGAGUUGAACUGGGGAAGUCAGUGGUCUUUCAGGAAUCUAACAGAGAAACUAGAGUGGAUGUGAAAGAGUCAGUUCGUGGGCAAACUAUCUUCAUCAUUCAGACCAUACCGCGAGAUGUCAACACUGCCAUCAUGGAGCUGCUGGUUAUGGCCUAUGCCCUCAAGACGUCUUGUGCAAAGAACAUCAUUGGAGUUAUUCCUUACUUUCCCUACAGCAAACAGUGCAAGAUGAGAAAGAGGGGCUCAAUAGUGAGCAAGUUGUUAGCUUCAAUGUUGGCGAAAGCAGGAUUAACACACAUCAUCACCAUGGACUUGCAUCAGAAGGAGAUCCAGGGCUUCUUCAGCUUCCCGGUGGACAACUUGCGUGCCUCCCCUUUCUUGAUUCAGUUUAUCCAAGAAGAGAUUCCUGAUUACAGAAAUGCCAUCAUUGUGGCAAAGUCCCCAUCAGCAGCUAAAAGGGCUCAGUCCUAUGCGGAACGCCUGCGUUUGGGUCUGGCUGUGAUUCACGGCGAGGCUCAGUGUUCAGAGUCCGACAUGGCGGAUGGACGACACUCUCCACCAUGUGUACGCAACACCACAGGACACACAGGACUGGAGCUUCCUUCAGGCAAACAACAAGCUCCGUUCCCUGGCAUAGAGCUCCCAAUAAUGAUGGCUAAGGAGAAACCUCCCAUAACUGUGGUAGGAGACGUGGGAGGGAGAAUUGCCAUCAUUGUGGAUGACAUUAUAGAUGAUGUGGGAGACUUUGUUGCAGCUGCUGAGAUCCUGAAAGAGAGAGGAGCAUAUAAGAUUUAUAUCAUGGCCACACACGGCUUACUGUCUGCUGAUGCUCCACGCCUCAUCGAGGAAUCCGCCAUUGAUGAGGUGGUGGUGACCAACACAGUCCCCCAUGAAGUGCAGAAGCUACAGUGUCCCAAAAUCAAGACUGUGGAUGUCAGCAUGAUAUUGGCCGAGGCCAUCCGCCGCAUCCAUAAUGGAGAGUCCAUGGCCUACUUAUUCCGCAACAUCACCGUGGAUGACUAAAGAGUGUCCCAGAGGGUGAGCUGGGUGUGAUUAGUGACUGAUGGCAGGCACUUCUUCCCUUGGCUUUAAAAACAUGCCAAUGCCAUGUUCCAUGUGUUGUGUAUGUCAGGAUUACAUGUAUCCUAGUUAAUUGAAAGAAGUUUAAAUGGUAAGAAUUACCCUAUGCUAUUUAUCAAAAGGUGUAAAAAUAACAAACUAGUGACUUUCACGUUUGAUGCAUUCAGUCAUGAUUUUGAAGCCUCUCCUUCCGAUUGACUCCAGCUUCCUCAUACACCUAAUGACUGAGCUUCAACUGCAAAAGAAAAGAGAAAUAUGUGUCCAGUAACAGGACUUUGUGCUUUAGCAACCAUUUCCCAGAGACUCUGGCUGGCCCUCAUGGUCAUCGCUGCUCAGCACUGUGAUGUUUUUGCAUUUAAUGGGGUGUUUUGGUUCCAAACACAGACAUUGGACAAGCUCCUGCUUAUUGGUGCCCAAACUAUACUUGUAUGCAGCUAUUUUGCACCAUUUGUAUGAAUGUGUGUAAGUUAAGUAAAACGUCCUAUGUGACACAAUACAUUUCUCAACACACUGUAUGUGGAAAUGAAUGGAUCAUCAAUUACAUAAAAAUCCAAAAGGACCAUCUUUGUUGUAGCCAAUUAUCUAAAGACCACGAUUACCAAACAUUACUGUUGGCAGUUUUUGAAGCAGAGCAAAGGUUUUCCUUAUGUUUUUUGUUGGUGUUUUUCCAAGCCGAAACUGCAACUUGCAGGAACCUGCCUUGGUUACAUUUUCAAUCCUAGUUAACCUGCUUCAUUUUCCUUUUUAUCACUUCACAGUGUUGUUUGGCUGCUUGUGUGGUGGGCUUAUGUACUAUUGUAACUAUGUGUGGAAAACAUAAUUAUCCCAUAACUCUCCCUGUUGGAGCAACAAUAAUCCACACAAAGUCCAUCACCUUUUUUAUUUUUCAAUCAAUCCAAGCAGCAGUCAUAUUCUAAAUUUGCUUUUGCUAAUUGUUGCCCCUGUAUUUUAGAGUUUUGGACAGUAUGGCUCAUGUUUUAGUGCUUUACAGCAGACAAUGAUAAAGUCUUGAAACCUCAGUGUCAUACCGGCACUUUAAUGUACAAGAUAAGUGGACUUUGAAUUGAUCUAUGCUUUAGGUGCAUCACUUUAAGAUGACAAAAUUCACUAUGGUGUGCUACUUGAGUGUAUUUUCUGUACUGUAGUAAAGUUAAUGGAAACUGAUGGCUCUUUGGAAGAUAGGACAUGUGCACUAAAAAAGUAAAAUAGCCAGCAGUAGUGCAAAGUGUGUGUAUUUUAGUAAAUUGGCAAAACACCAUUGCGGUCUUGUUUGUCUACAAAUUACUAUGGUAUUUCCCCAGAAAGACUUGAAUAUACACACCUUUUUGUGCUCUUUGAGUAAAUUUCAAAGCGAUGCUUAAGAGGUAAUGAGUAUUAUUACAAUGCUGAUUGAGCCUUUUGCUCAGGGAAAUAUACUUAAUAAGCCAGUGCACACUUAUCUGUUCUUGUGUUUUUUGUUAACGUUUGUUCCUGUUUCACAUGUUUAAAAAAGUCUGUCUUCCAUAAAGCAGUACUGUACACCUUUUGCUUUUUACUAUUUGUUUUUGUUAUGGAUUCUGGAUUCUCCUGAUGUGUGAAUGAAUGAAUGAUUAUUUGAGAGCUAGAUUCACACACUGGUGUUGGCACAAAGUUGCUAGUAUCAAAUGCGGAUGCUGUGCAGGCUCAAAUUUGAUCUGUCGUUAGUGUUUUUCAUCAUGUCUUCUGUGUAUUUGCUGUUCCCGUGACUUGUCUGAGAUGUUGAGGAAGUAUAAUUCAGACACUAACACCUUUCUGUCUAGCUCUACGGCCUUUGUCAUUGUGUUAAAAAAUAAAACGGUUGCCUCUG
Messenger RNA from Etheostoma cragini (Arkansas darter), 3342 nucleotides. Its product is annotated as phosphoribosyl pyrophosphate synthase-associated protein 1. Gene Ontology annotation, cellular component: ribose phosphate diphosphokinase complex; cytoplasm. Gene Ontology annotation, biological process: purine nucleotide biosynthetic process; 5-phosphoribose 1-diphosphate biosynthetic process. The coding region runs from base 348 to 1460 and encodes 370 amino acids. The record is from RefSeq and is a predicted model, not a curated record. Lineage: Eukaryota; Metazoa; Chordata; Actinopteri; Perciformes; Percidae. The transcript is spliced from 11 exons. Gene Ontology annotation, molecular function: magnesium ion binding; ribose phosphate diphosphokinase activity.